This is a messenger RNA of Brugia malayi, 1365 nucleotides long. RefSeq names its product putative transporter C09D4.1, putative. The transcript has 12 exons. Gene Ontology annotation, biological process: heme export; transmembrane transport. Gene Ontology annotation, molecular function: heme transmembrane transporter activity; heme binding. The coding region runs from base 1 to 1365 and encodes 454 amino acids. The record is from RefSeq and is a predicted model, not a curated record. Lineage: Eukaryota; Metazoa; Nematoda; Chromadorea; Rhabditida; Onchocercidae. Gene Ontology annotation, cellular component: membrane.
AUGGAGACAGAAGUAUCUACAAUACAGGGAAGUGGACCGGAGAGUGCAUCGAAAUCCGAAGAGAUUCAGCUGUAUAAAAGACGUUAUUACAUAUUAUUAGUGUUUGCCUUGCUGUCAGCUUCCAAUUCCAUGCAAUGGAUUGAAUAUUCCGUUAUUGCCCAUAUCGUUGUCGAAUUCUACUCGGUGUCUUACGUUGCUGUUAAUUGGACUUCAAUGAUUUACAUGCUUACUUAUAUCAUUUUUGUGCUUCCCGCAAGUUGGGUUCUUGACAAAUAUGGUUUACGAAUAUCAAUAAUACUUGGUUCCAGUGGUAACUGCAUUGGAGCAUGUAUCAAGAUGUUUUCAGCAAACCCUGACGCAUUUUGGAUCACAUUCCUGGGACAAACCAUCGUGGGCUUUUCGCAAAUGUUUAUCUUGGGUAUACCGCCGAGGUUAGCUGCUGUAUGGUUCGGUCCAGAACAAGUUUCCACAGCAUGCGCUAUUGGUGUCUUCGGCAAUCAAUUAGGCAUUGCAAUUGGAUUUGUGCUUCCCCCUUUUCUGGUUCAUAUGGGUACUACGGAUUUUAUUGCCUCUGAUUUAAACCGAUUAUUUCUCAUUUCAGUCGUUGCUAAUACUAUCGUUUUCUUGCUAAUCAUAUUUUCAUUUCCAGAGAAACCACCCUUACCACCAAGUUUGGCACAACUACGAGUGCUAGAGGAUACCAGCGAGAAAAAUUAUUACCAUUCAUUGAAACAACUUAUGACAAACCCAAAUUUUACACUUCUUUUCAUUACUUAUGGAGUUAAUGUUGGUGUAUUUUAUGCCGUAUCAACAGUGCUCAGUCAAAUGAUACUGAUAUUUCACCCAAAUGAACAAGAAAGUGCAGGAAUGAUUGGUCUAUUACUGGUUCUAGCAGGAAUGAUUGGUUCAGUGCUAUGUGGCUUCAUCCUAGACCGUUUCCAUCACUUUAAAUUGACUACACUUGUUGUAUAUAUAUUCUGUGCAAUGGGCAUGCUUUUGUUUACUUUUUUGGUGAAUGUCGAACAGAUGUGGUACAUUUAUGCAAGCUCCAUACUUCUCGGCUUUUUCAUGACAGGAUAUUUACCGAUUGGUUUCGAAUUUGCAUCCGAAUUAACCUUUCCAGUAGCUGAAGGAACUGCGUCAGGUCUUCUAAAUGCUUCUGCUCAGAUAUUUGGUAUAGCACUUACUUUAUGUGUUGGUUUUAUUCUUCAAUAUGGUAGUGUUUUAGCCAGCAAUUUAACACUUACGGGAUUUCUAAUUUUUGGGACUUUUCUUACUGCUCUUAUCAAAUCUGAUUUACGAAGACAAAGAGCUCACGAAAGUAUUCCAUGCAUAUUACCGCAGUUGCAGUCCGAAUCAGUAUAG